This is a messenger RNA of Rhodofomes roseus, 1557 nucleotides long. Its product is annotated as P-loop containing nucleoside triphosphate hydrolase protein. NCBI's taxonomy places the organism in Eukaryota, Fungi, Basidiomycota, Agaricomycetes, Polyporales, Fomitopsidaceae. Bases 1 to 1557 code for a protein of 518 amino acids. The record is from RefSeq and is a predicted model, not a curated record. The transcript has 6 exons. Gene Ontology annotation, molecular function: 5'-3' RNA helicase activity; RNA binding.
AUGUUCGAGCUGGACGGCACGCCGUGGAGAAGACGCCAUCGGGCAAACAACCUAACGCGUAAGGCUGCUCAUCAGCGUCGCCUCCUGUUUCCCGACAUAAACUAUAUCUUGGGUUUGCGUCGCCUUACGGAUGCCGAGAUCGACACGAUAGAUCUCGAGGAAGACAAUAGCCUGCUCAGUAAUCGGGAACAGAAGGAAACCAUCGCAAAAAUUGUGACGGAACCUCCAGGAAGUGUGCCGUUCAUUAUCUUUGGCCCCCCUGGCACCGGGAAGACGCUGACCGUCGCCAAGGCUGCUCUCCAGCUUCUCAAGCGCAAACCAGAUGUUCGACUGCUCAUGUGCGCGCCGACGAAUGAAGCAGCUGAUCUGUUGGCAUACAAGAUGAUGGAGCUAGGACCCACGCAGCUGUUCAGACUCAACGCGCCCGGCCGUCCCGUUGACUCGGACACGAAGCUCAGGGCUGCACUCAAAGACUUCAGUGUUACCAAGGACGACAAGUACGGCAUCCCGGACUUGGACCGCCUGCAGUCGUACAGGGUGGUCGUUGCGACCUGCGCAUCUGCAGCCAUCCCAUAUCUUCUCCAAAUCGAACGUGGCUGGUUCACUCACAUCUUCGUCGAUGAAGCGAGCCAGUGUACAGAGCCCGAUACAAUGAUCCCGCUCAAGCUCCUUGCAGACCAAAAAACGAACAUCAUUCUCGCCGGUGAUUUCAAACAGCUUGGCCCAGUCAUUCACUCGAGUCUCGCCAGCGACUUCGGCCUCAAACACAGUUACAUGGAACGGCUCUCAGACUUGCCUAUUUACGACUUAAAGGACUACGGAGGAGUGACGAUCAUCAAACUACUCAACCAUUUCAGAUCACACCCCGCGAUCAUUGGAUUCUCAAAUCAGCACUUUUACGACAACGAACUGAAGCUGUGUGGCGACGAGGCAAUCACGCAUAGCAUGCUUGACUCAGAUGUUCUGGAUGGUCUUAACCCCAAAUUCCCCGUGGUCUUUCACGCUGUCAAAGGCCGGGAGGUCCAGAAAGGACACUCUCCCUCCUACUUCAAUAUGCCGGAGGCGAUGCUUGUAUCAAGAUACUGCGAGAUGCUAAUCAACGAUACAAACUGUCCCAUCACCGCGCAAGAAAUUGGAAUUAUAAGCCCGUACAGUGCGCAAUGCCACAAGAUCCGCGCGCUCCUCAAACAAUCACCCAUGGAUACGGACGCACUGCGUAUCGGCUCGACGGAACAGUUUCAGGGCCAGGAUUACCGUGUCAUCAUCAUAUCGACUGUACGUAGCAACCAGAAGCGCGCGGACAGAGACAUUCGCCAGCGGCUCGGGUUCGUGGCAGAUCCACGCAGGUUUAACGUCGCUACAACGCGAGCACGGUCUCUUCUCGUCGUCAUCGGCGAUCCAGAUGUCCUCGCACUUGACGAUGUUUGGCGUGAGUUCAUGGUGUAUGUGAAGGCCAAUGGCGGCUGGAGAGGAAAAUUCGUCUCGGGGUCAUACGGCAAUGGUUGCAAUGCAGGAUUUGAAGGAGAGACUGGUGGUGAAGGUGCCGUGGACCAGUGA